AUGGCCCUCGAAGUACCCCUCGACACCAAUCUAGGCCACGGAUUGUUCAUCCUUCACAACCCUGAAGCCGAUGACAUCAAGACAAUGAGAUCCAUCCUGAUGAAACCCACCGUCUUCGGAGCGGUCUAUGUAAAUGAACCAAAGAAAAUCAAAGGCUACUUCUUACUCGCCGUCGACCCCAAUAGCGACGAAGCCAUUGAACACUACAACGACCUAGCAGAGCAUUGUGACAUCGAAACCCUAACAGUGGGAACAGCCCUUGACAUCCUCUACAGCAAAAGACGCAAACUACUCAAGAACAGCACCAAAACGAUGUACCGCGAAUUACGAGCCUUGGCCAUCAAGACAUUAGACUGGCAGCUAUAA
Molecule: messenger RNA, 366 nt
Organism: Seminavis robusta
Lineage: Eukaryota; Bacillariophyta; Bacillariophyceae; Naviculales; Naviculaceae
Source: the annotation of a GenBank genome assembly